AUUAUUAAUUUCAGUCUAGAUAUGUGUUGCAACCCUCCCUCUUGAUUCUAAGGGGAAUAAAUGGUGAAAUAAUUUCCACCGCUGUCAGCAAGAUGGGUUUCAGCUAUCCAGAGAAAGCGCAGAAGUGACUUCCGACUGGUGACCCUCUUCUAACGGCGAUGAGUUUAUGCGCGUUCUACCAGGAAGCUCAACGCAUACUGUGUUGAGAACGUUCAACCACAGCUGAUACGCACUCUCCCAUCCUCCAUCUAAGGGGGCCGAAGGGGAUGUUGUAAAGUAGUUGAGAUUAGUAUCUUCAUUUUCACCAAUUCCAUUCGUAUUGUUCAAUGUCUGCCGCAUCUAUCUCCUUCGGUCUCGCCUGAAGUAAGGAGCCUAGAUCCGUGGUGUAGGCUAGAUCACCAAAUGGAACGGUGAACUAUGGCAGCUAAAGACGAUCUUUAUGCCAAAGUCACCCCUCGAAGACAGCGUCAGGCCAGACCAGGCACUGUCAAACAUGGGUCCAGUCUGGACGUGCUGCUAUCCAUGGGCUUCCCCAAAACCAGGGCGUUGAAAGCAUUGGUUUCAACUGGGGGCAGAAAUGUACAAGCUGCCUGUGACUGGCUCUUCUCCCAUGUGGACGACCCGUUCCUGGACGACCCGUUGCCCAGGGAGUACGUGCUGUACCUGCGGCCCAGUGGGCCUCUGCUCCACCAGCUCGCCCACUUCUGGCAGCAGAGCCGCGGCACGUGCGGGAAGAACAAGGCCCACAACAUCUUCCCUCACAUCACGCUCUGCCAGUUCUUCAUGUGUGAGGAUGCCAAGGUGGAGGCGCUGUGCGAGGCGCUGCAGACCACGGUGGGCCAGUGGAAGGGCCGCUUCCCCAACCCGCUGCCCCUGGAGCUCUACACCUCCUCCAACUUCAUCGGCCUCUUCGUGGACGAGCAGGUGGCCGAGGUGCUCAAGACCUUCGCCUUGGACUUUGCCAACGAGGCGGCGGCAAAAGCAGAUGCCCACGUGGAGCCACAUAAGAAGCAGCUUCAUGUUACUCUUGCAUACCACUUCCAGACCAAUCACUUGUCUUCGUUAGAAAAGCUGGCCAAGGGCAUCGACGUAGCGCAAGGCUGCGAUUGGCUAGCCGUGCUCUUCUCCCGGGACAUCCGGUUCGCCAAUCAUGAGACUCUGCGGGUGAUGUACCCGUACGCGCCACAGAACGAGGACGAGCUGGAGCUGGUGCCGGGGGACUUCAUCUUCACGUCUCCCGUGGAGCAGGGCAGUGCCAGCGAGGGCUGGGUCUACGGGACCUCGCUGGGCACGGGGCUGUCUGGCCUGCUGCCCGAAAACUAUGUCAGUCGGGCAGAUGAGUGCGACACCUGGAUCUUCCAUGGGUCCCACUCUUUCCUCAACAGCACCUCCCCCACCAACAUGGGCGGGGCUUUAGGCGGGCUGCUCCUAGAUGGUCAGCUAGAUGGCCGUCUCCUGGACGACCCGAGUCCUAUCGACCCCACUGGUCUGUUUUGUCAACCUAUGCAGAUGCUUCGGCCAAUCAGCAACAGCCAAUCUAGGCUGCCCAAGAGGACCCUGUUUGUGUGUCGCCACGGCGAGAGAAUGGACGUGGUGUUCGGGAAACACUGGAUCUCCCAGUGCUUUGAUGCCAAAGGUCGAUACGUACGGUCCAAUCUCAACAUGCCGGCUAGUCUUCCAGCGAGAACUGGCGGCUACAGGGACUACGAUAAGGACUGCUCUAUCACUGUGUUUGGGUCGACACAGGCUCGCCUCAUAGGUGAGGCUCUCCUAGAGAGUCAAACAGGCAUAGACUUUGUGUACUGCUCCCCCUCACUGCGCUGUGUGCAAACAGCCCAUCACAUCCUGCGAGGUCUCCAGCAGGAAGGGAAGACUAAGAUCCGUGUGGAGCCGGGGCUGUUUGAGUGGACUAAGUGGGUCUCGGGUACCUCCCUGCCUUCCUGGAUACCCCCUGCCGACCUGGCAGCUGCCAGCCUGAGUGUGGAUACAACGUAUAGACCUCAUAUACCCAUUAGCAAACUUGGCGUGUCCGAGUCCUACGACACCUACAUCAGCCGGAGCUUCCAGGUGACGCGGGAGAUCCUCAGCGAUUGCAAAAACCUCGGAAACACAGUGCUGAUAGUGGCCCACGCUUCCUCCCUGGAGGCCUGCACGCGGCAGAUGCAGGGCCUCAGCCCACAGAAUUCCAAGGACUUUGUGCAAGUGGUCCGAAAGAUCCCCUACCUGGGCUUCUGCGCAUGCGAGGAGAUCGGCGAGACGGGCGUGUGGCAGCUGGUGGACCCGCCCAUCCUGCCCCUGACCCACGGGCCCAACCACACCUUCAACUGGCGCGAGACUUUGCUGCAGGACUGAGCUAGCCCGUUUUGGCCUCCCACGCCAAUCACUCGCCACCGCAAAUCGCCCCCCACCACCCCGCCGCGCGUCCGUCACCCCCCUUUGCCGCUGCCCCUUCCGUUCGUCCGUCCCUCGCGCGUCCGCAGGGCCCCGUGUGCGGGCAGCUCGCGAGACGCCGCGCAGUGCCGCAGAAAAGCCGCGCUCCGCCUCUCCUUUGCCCGCCCGGCCUGCGCCGCCUAUGGCACCAAACGAUUGGACCAACAAACAA
Molecule: messenger RNA, 2602 nt
Organism: Sardina pilchardus (European sardine)
Lineage: Eukaryota; Metazoa; Chordata; Actinopteri; Clupeiformes; Clupeidae
Gene: ubash3ba
Product: ubiquitin associated and SH3 domain containing Ba
Exons: 14
Coding region: 418-2352 (644 amino acids)
Molecular function (GO): protein binding
Source: RefSeq, a predicted model, not a curated record